AAACGUGUCGCAGCUCGGGAGUGGAACAUCGACUACGAAAACGGACUGAACGAUGACGGAACCCGCAGAGAGUUUUGGUACGUUGAUGCUGACACAGUUCGUUACUGCAAUGAUGUUACCAUGCUCCACCCUGCCAUUAUUGACCCUCAAUACUACGUGAAAUAUCCGAAACACGCCGCUAUGAUAAAGAAAGAAAUUCAAGAACGAACGGGCAAUGAACUUUCAACCCAGCAGAGUCACCCAGUACCUCUUCAUACCAAACCUUCAGGGACCACUGUACUAGUCCCCGACCCUUCAAACCCAUUGUCGGAUGAUGCUCCAGCUCCUGGUCCGGCCUCGGACAUUACUGUGAACGAUACUGAACCUAUUGCAGCUGCAACAUCUGCUCCUGGCAUGGUAGCAACCCAGAAGCCGACGACUUCUCAUCCACCAUCUCCUGUUACAUCUCCACCCACAGUACAUACAUUAACUGAACCUUCUACAUCUGCAAUAAGUCCUACUGCUGCUACUAAAUCAUCAGGAACAUUACUUCCAAGACCCACAUCUCCUGGUAUGUACUCAUCUGACUCAUCAGAUGAGGACGUCUCUGUGGGAACGACAUCUCCACCUUCACAGAAAUACAACUAUUCAUCGGCCGAUUUUCUUUAUGACUCUAUUGAUAUCACAGCAAUGUCAACGCGAAGUCGGACCGCCAAGAAAGACAAGCCGAAAACAAAGACCAAAGAUCAGAGCUUGCUCCCACCAUCAAGAAAGAAGUAA
Procambarus clarkii (red swamp crayfish) is the source of this 759-nucleotide messenger RNA. NCBI's taxonomy places the organism in Eukaryota, Metazoa, Arthropoda, Malacostraca, Decapoda, Cambaridae. The record is from RefSeq and is a predicted model, not a curated record.